UUAAAUAAUGUUUAAAAUUCAACUAGCAACAAUUGUUGUAUUAUUUAUGAUGAAGAUUCCAGUGAGCCAUCAAGUAGACCCGAUACAACCGGUCAAGUUUGAUAUUGUGGCGGUUACUGAACGACACGGUUUCGGUACUAUUGCCAGAAAACUGAAAGUCCCGCUCGAUUUAAUGGCCAACGAGUUGAACAAAUUUUUCGCCAGUUUCGCCAACGCACCCGUAGAUAAUAAUAAUAAUGACGAUUAUGACCUAUUGUUUAUCAUACGCGACGAUUUGGGUCGGGUAUUGAGAAAUUUUGCCAACGAUAUGGACCGGUUUCGGCAUGAAUUUGCUGAGAAAAAAUCCAAUCCGGCGGCCAAUGCCGUCAAACGGGUAUCACAGCUGCUGACAGAUAUCUCACGGGAAAUAACCGAAACUAUUCAGCCACUAGUCAGUGGUCAGACACGUAAAAUCGGGCCAUUAAUUGAUAGAAAUUUAGGUGUGUUUACCCAGAAAUUGGCUACAACUGUUGGACAAAUGUUGACUACCGCGGAGAUACCUAAAUGGGUAUCCACUGUAUUGGUCGAUGUAUUUGAAACACUAGCCCUGGCCACGAGUCAGUCUAUCAAAUCUAAUUUAGAUAGGAUUAAAGCCCAGUCUACCGAAACUGACGGUCAACUGGUAUCCAAACAAUACCAAACCGUUCAACUGGUUGGCCAUAAAUUGGACGAACAGUUCAAGAAAAUUGUCGAUAUUUGCAAAAAUGUCGAAAAACAAGAAUAA
Molecule: messenger RNA, 763 nt
Organism: Oppia nitens
Lineage: Eukaryota; Metazoa; Arthropoda; Arachnida; Sarcoptiformes; Oppiidae
Exons: 2
Coding region: 8-763 (251 amino acids)
Source: RefSeq, a predicted model, not a curated record